AAAGCUCAGUAUCCCUUACUUGAUGACGCACUCUAUAUUUGGUUCCUGCAGAAACGGGAACGUCAUAUUCCCGUCAGUCAAGAUUUGUUGACAAUGCAAGCUAAAAAGUUAUUCAGUCAAAUAUACGGUAAGGGAUUGUUCCUGGGCAGUCGAGGUUACAUCCUUAAAUUUAUUAAACGACAUAACAUUCGUUUUCUUAAAAUAACCGGCGAAAAAUUGUCAAACGACAUUGCCAGUGUUGAUGCUUAUGUCAACAAAUUUUCCACCGUAAUUCGACAGAAAGCUCUGAAUGCUGCACAGAUCUUUAAUGCAGACGAAAGUGGUUUAUACUAUAAAUGUACGCCAUCAUCCACGUUUGUUGCACAUGACGAAACUUCAGCACCCGGAAGAAAAGUGAAUAAAGAACGCGUUACUUUCAUGCCUUGUAGCAAUGCUGACGGUUCAUUCAAGCUGCCUCUAAUGCUUAUCGGCAAAUCAAAAAAACCAAGAGUUUUGAAGAAUGUCCACGAACUACCCGUGUAUUACGUUUCAUCUAAAAAUGCUUGGAUGACUCGUGCACUGUUUAAAGACUGGUUUUUCCAACAGUUUGUUCCGAAGGUGAAAGUUUUUCUGCAAUCGACCAAUCUACCACUCAAGGCGAUAUUAGUUCUAGAUAACUGUUCGGCACAUUGCAAUUGUGAUGAAUUGAAAACGUCGGACGGCGCUUUUUCAACAAUCCUCUUACCUCCUAAUACAACCGCCGUAUUGCAACCCAUGGAUCAGAACAUCAUUCAAAUGGUGAAGGCAAACUACCGCCAAAAGUUGAUGAGAGAUAUUCUUGGUCGCCAAGGAGAGUUUGACGAAAACGUAAAACGCAUAAAUUUAAAAGACGCUAUAUUCUGGGUGGCAGAGGCAUGGGAUGCAGUACCGGCUGAAUCGAUUGCUAAAUCGUGGAACUUGUUGUACAGAGAACCCGAAUUCGAUAACGAAGACAACUUACCGCUAUCGGUUAUUAAAGAUCGCCUAUUAUCGAUUCAACGUAAGAUUGAAGAGCAUGAAAAUAUAAUUGAAGAUGAAAAUGCAGAAUUCGACGUCAUGAGUGAUGCUGACAUUGUUAACGCUGUGCUUAAUCCCGAUAAAGACUUUUACGAUGCUGCAAAUACAACUUUGGACGAAACCGCAGAUACUUCAGCAGUUCCAGUAAGUGAUUACGAAGAGAAUUCACACGCAGUUUCAGAUGAGUCGGCACUGAACAGUAUGGACACUAUUAUUACAUGGGCAGAAGAAAACCGAAUGUCGAUAGAGACACAGUUUUAUCUACCUGCAAAACCAACAUCUCCGGAUCAAGAAGCAACAAACAUGAAUUCUACAACGAUCGCGUUUAAUGUCUCUAAGCCAACAACCAGCAACAACAACAAUGAAGCGUAA
Molecule: messenger RNA, 1407 nt
Organism: Topomyia yanbarensis
Lineage: Eukaryota; Metazoa; Arthropoda; Insecta; Diptera; Culicidae
Product: jerky protein homolog-like
Exons: 2
Coding region: 94-1407 (437 amino acids)
Cellular component (GO): nucleus
Molecular function (GO): DNA binding
Source: RefSeq, a predicted model, not a curated record